UCCUGUCCCCUCAGUUAUUAGAAGCCGUGGGGUCUGCGUGUCUGAAUCUGGUCAGGUUCUUCCUGGUCAGUUAGAUUAGAGGGGAAUGAGUCCCAUAGUUCACAGCUCCAGUGUGAGAGAGACUUGCAUCUCCAUCCCCUCCAAAGCAGUCAGGGAGUCGUAAACCCAAUGGACAUGCUAAUUCAUCCCCAUCCCUCCAGCUUUCAAGGGGGCAGAAGACAUGUAUUGUCGUGGCUCUGUUAACUAUAACUCACAUGCAGAAUUCUUGUUGGUCUCCUUUCCCAGGAGACCGAACUUGACCUAAGAGACUCCUCCAAGCAUCUGGGAAAUGCACUGAAUUGAAACUGACCCUCCUGCCCCAUAACCUAGAUUGAGAUUAAACUGCAUUCCUUUGCCAUUCGUGAUUUUUUAAAAAUUCAGCUGUCUUUUGAGCCCAUCUGCUUCAAAAGCCUCCAGCCCAUGGUGCACAUAACAGUAUACAUCUUGUGAGCAGGUGCUGUUGCUCUGAGGCUGACUCGGGAACCAAGGAUUUUGACAUUGGGGGUGUGAGACUAAGGCAAGAAAAAAUGUCUCUCACCUCAUAUUAUGCAAUCUAGAUCCCUGGUAUCAAAAACAGGCAACCCCAAAACUAUCACUAUUCACCAUGAGGUGCAAAGAGGUUACUGCAGUGCAGCUUUUUGAAUACAUUGAUGAGCCUGAACUGGAUAACUGCUCAUUGACUUCAGUUUCUGGGUUUAUGCUAAUUGAGUCUUGGUGGUAGACUAGUUCCAUCCAUGGGGAGGGCUCUGGAGGUUUAGAACUAGGCAGGGGUUUAACCCCAGAGCUGUGUCUGCAUCAGCAAAUCCCCCAGAGUGCACAGACCCUGGAAACUCCUCGUGAGGGGAUGGUCUCCCACCCCCAAUGUCUGCCUCUCUCAAGGGGACUCAGUGAUCAUGCUUCCAUCUGUUCAGAUUAUUCAUGCUCCCAGCACAGCGUGGGGCCAGGUUAAAUUCUGGGAAUGUUCCUUGUGACAGAUACUCUCCCAGUACUCCAUACACCCUGAUCUUGUCUGAUUUCACCCCCCGAGCAGGAUUUCCCAUUCCCAAACCUGAGCUGAUCGCCCAGCUGGAACGAGGGGAAGAGCCGUGGGUCCCGGAUCUCCAGGCCUCUGAGAAAAAGGAGGUCCCACGAGUCACCCACACAGGUGAUGAGACCGUGAGUAAGAACAAGGAGGUGACUUGGCAGGUGGAACCAGAGAGGGCCUUUUUGAGAGGAGCUGAAGGGAAUUUUCCCCAGGGCUUGGAACAGGGAGAAGCCUGGGGAAAUCGGGAUGGGUCAGAGAGGCAGCUGGGAAACCAGCCAAGGAAGAAAGUGGAUGCAUCAACUCAAGGUGGGGGAGGAUGCACAGAUCCCAAGGAAACCACCGCCCAGCAGACAAAUCCCAAGGAUGAGAAACCCUACAAAUGCCUCAAUUGUGGGAAAAGCUUCAGUGUGAGAACCAACCUUAUUACGCAUUGGAAAAACCACACGGGAGAGAAGCCCUAUAAAUGCUUGGACUGCGGGAAAAGUUUCCGUCAGAGCUCACACCUUAUUACACAUCAGAGACUGCACACGGGAGAAAGACCCUAUAAAUGCCUGGAGUGUGGGAAAAGUUUCAAUGUGAGAUCGGCCCUUAUUGCACAUCAGAGAACUCACACGGGAGAGAAACCCUAUAAGUGCCUGGACUGUGGGAAAAGCUUCAAUGUGAGAUCAGCUGUUAUUAGACAUCAGAGAAUCCACACAGGAGAGAAACCUUAUAAAUGCUUAGAUUGUGGGAAAAGCUUCAGUCAGAGUUCCAGCCUCACUAAACAUCGGAGAACCCACACGGGAGAGCGACCCUAUAACUGCCUCGUGUGUGGGAAAAGUUUUAGCGACAGCUCGUCCCUUAUUAAACAUGGGAGAACCCACACAGGAGAGAGACCCUAUAAAUGCCUGGACUGUGGGAAAUGUUUCAAUCUGCGAUCAGCUCUUCUUGCACAUCAAAGAACCCACACGGGAGAGAAACCCCAUAAAUGCCUGGACUGUGGGAAAAGCUUUAGUCAGAGCUCAAACCUUGUUACACAUCAGAGAACCCACACAGGGGAUAAACCCUACAAAUGCCUCCACUGUGGGAAACGGUUUAACGUCAGUUCAGCCGUUAUUACGCAUCAGAGAAUCCACACGGGAGAGAAACCCUAUAAAUGCCUCGACUGUGGGAAAAGCUUCAGUCAUAGCUCAAACCUCACUAAACAUCAGGGGAUUCAUGAGGGGGAGAGAGCCUAUAAGUGGGACAUGUUUUAAUAGGAAGUCAACCCUUAAUACUCAUCAGGAGACCCCCAGCAUGGGAGAGAGACCCCAGAAAUGUCUCUGUUGAGGGAAAAGUUCGAUUCAGAGAUCAGCCCUUGUUACGCAUCAGACAAUCCACAAAAUAGAGAAACCCCAUAAGUGCUUGGACUAUGGGAAAAGCUUCAAUAACAGCUCAGGCCUUACUUAAUACUGGAGAACCCACAUGAGAGAGAAAAACCUUGAAUGUGGGGCAGGCUUCCCUUAGUAUCUGGCAGCAGCAAAUCCGCGCAGGGAAGAAACCACUGAGAUGUCCUUAGCAAGGCAAAUGCUCCAAGUGGAGCCAACACCAUGUCAGACAUCAGAGACUCCUCCGCACAUGGGAGAAUUUCUUUCAGGGGCCUAACUAGGACUGGCCAUGGUGACAAACCCAUUUCCUUGUUCCCACACACAUCAGGGGCAUUUGGCUCCCAAGGACCCAACUGUCCAUCACUGGGGUGAGGAUCCAGCAGCAGCUGAGCAGCAGCUGGUCAGUGACCCUCUGGCUCUGCCUGGUCUAAGCAAACCCCAAGCAGAGGAGGAGGAGCCCUGAUCAGCCCCUCCUCCCUCCUGCAGCCCUGAAUGCUGAGCUGAUGGGCCACAGGUGGGGGAAAGGAGAGAGAGAAACUCCUCCAGCCGCUCCUUCUACCUGGCUGCAGUUUCCCCCUCUCCCUUCCCCUCCCAGAUGGGAUCCCCCUGCCAUGGAGAUGAGGAGAAGGACACUUGGGCCAGGCCUCACCUUCACUCUAGACCCCUGUCUCCAUCCCUCAUCUUCCACCAGCCCCUGGGCUGGGCUCCCCCACUUACCUGGAGCUGUUCCCUGCACGGGGAGUGUCCCUGGAGGCUGGUAACUCCUCCCUCCCCAAAUUCCCCAGGGCGCUGGGCUCUGGGGCACCAAUCGUUAAGGGACCAGGACGAUGGGUUAUGGGGAAGGGACUGAGGAUGGAAUGGUUGGAGCUGGGAAGCAGGGGGAGCUGGGUGCUGGGCUAUCGAGUGUUUGGGGAUCAUGGGAUAAGAGGCGAGGGAGAGCACGGGGUAGAGAGGUGCUGCCUCUCAUCACUCACCCCUCUGCCCCUUCUCUGCAUUCAGACAGCGCCACUAAGUGGGACUGAUUCCCACAGGGCCUUUUGUGGGAGGCCUGGAGAUACCACCUCUGCCUUGGCAGCAUCAGCCUCUGAGCGUCCGUCUGUGGUAGGAAACGUGGUCGGGAUCAGCCAGCUUGUCUCCUCUGACCCUCCCCCAUUCAUCCUACCCUAGAUUCACCCAGAGCAUCUAAUUCCUUCUGAUCCUCACCAUUAGCAGAUUUCAGGGUAGCAGCUGUGUUAGUCUGUAUUCGCAGAAAGAAAAGGAGGACUUGUGGCAUCUUAGAGACUAACAAAUUUAUUUGAGCAUAAGCUUUCGUGAGCUACAGCUCACUUCAUCGGAUGCACAAUUAGCAGAGUGACUGUUAGAGUCACUGAGUUCCCCCUUUGGGGGUAGAUUCUCUCGCUCCCAGCUAGUCUCACCUUGAUCCAGGCCAUGCUGGCAAGCAUUUCUUUUCAUACAUUUUCUCUCUUACAGAGGAGAAUUAAAUGGAGUCUAGAAGAGUAGGAGCAAGGAUAGUAAAGGGUGGUGUUUUAGGUGCUGUGCUAUUUGAGAGCGAUGGGGUGAGUCCGAGGGAUUCCCUCCUUCCCCCGUCACUGUCAUGCUCCAUCCUUGACGCAGCAGUCUCUGUCCAAGCUUUGGAGAAUUUUAUCCUCUCCCCAUUCUACUCCUCCACCUCCCAAAGUGUCACUUACUACAGUGCCCCUGGCUCUCCGUGUACAGGAAUCACACUUGGAUCCUAAACCAGACUUCUGGAGGUGAAAGUGUCACCGACCUGGGCCAGGGUGGGGGAGGAUUCAGAUGAACCCCAAAGCACAAGCUGAGGUUUCUGAGCUUAAAUCCCUGUUUCCAUCUAUCGGUAAAGUGGCUUCUGGGCUUUUCACAGCCAAGUACAGAUCAUUUGUCAAGGGGAAGGUUUUUGUUUUUGUUUUUUUUCCUGUUUCGUUAGGAGGAUGGCAAAAAGUUGUAACUAACACAACCGAAUAGCGAGGAGGCUUUGAGUGAAGCAGGGUUAGCCAGCUCGGAAGAAAAUGAGUAAAUUUGUUCUCCUGACUGUGAAUCAAGAUUCUCUGGAAUUUCGCUUUCUGAAUGUGAAAGUGUUUCAUAGCCCCCCUGUAUCAUGGGGUUUUCUUUCCUGAAGGUGUUGGGUCACGUACUUUGAUAUUAGUUUGGUUUGACAGGAUGUAGCUCAGGUGUACUGGGGACUUGAUGAGGCAAAUGAUCAUUUGCCAGAAUAGUCCUUUCCUAUUUUCACCUCUAUCCCGUCGUGAGAUUUUCCGUCGUGUGGUUUGAACAAUGCCAAUUGUCAAUAUGUAUCGGCACAAACAGAGGGUGAGCGCCAGAUUUACACUCCCAGAGGCAGAGACUGAAAUGGAGAAGGAAGUUACUGCCUGAUCCCUGCAAUGAUGCGAGAAAGAGUCAGGAGGGGGUUGGAGUGGGAGGUGAGGGGUACAGAGCUGGAAGACUGCACAUUUCGCUCUUGAGAGCCAGACCGCCAAUACUGAGAACUGUGAACGUGCUGCAGCUGUGCUAGAGAGAGACACGAAAUGUCCUAUGAGUGCCAUGGGAAGACGCCCCUGAAAUCUAAAGGGCUAGGAAUGAUGCCCCAAGAGGAGAGUGGUGGGGAGAGGGCAGCGUCUCAUCGUUGCUGAAAGGACGAGGCUAGGCAGAUGUAAGAAGGAAGCCGGGGAAGUCACGAGGCCUGAGCUCCCCAGAAGCCAGGCUGACCCGCAUCAAUGAGGCCAGAGGGAGAGGAAGACCCUGAAAUUUUAGCUCCUCCCCUCCCCAUCUGCCGCAGAGUCCUGGGUGCAGAUGAGAGAACCCCUCUGUGCCCCCGCUCGCCCCACACUGCAUCCCUCGAACCUGAGCUCGCGGGGUUUCCUGCUCUCGGAGCAUUUACUCUUGUGACUGGAUCCCGGCAUCGCUCGCAGAUUGUCUGCGCUUUUCUACCAGUUUUAACUUGUUUCUCUUUCCCUUUGCUCGCGGGAGCAGCACAGUGCUGGCCUGGGACAGAAGUGGACCAUGCUGAGCUGGGCUCCGGGCCCUGGCUGGGGAGGUGGGUUUAGCUUGUAUUUCUCAUUUGGAAAUGAUAAAGCAGAACAUAGUUUCUCAACCUCA
Messenger RNA from Chelonia mydas (Green sea turtle), 5520 nucleotides. RefSeq names its product zinc finger protein 501-like. Lineage: Eukaryota; Metazoa; Chordata; Testudines; Cheloniidae. The coding region runs from base 958 to 2298 and encodes 446 amino acids. Gene Ontology annotation, cellular component: nucleus. Gene Ontology annotation, molecular function: DNA-binding transcription activator activity, RNA polymerase II-specific; RNA polymerase II cis-regulatory region sequence-specific DNA binding. The transcript has 2 exons. Gene Ontology annotation, biological process: regulation of transcription by RNA polymerase II. The record is from RefSeq and is a predicted model, not a curated record.